CGAACCCCACUCCAGCUGAACUUGCGCAGGCAACAGCUACUAGAGCACAUUCAAGGCUUCAUCGGCUGCGGCGGGCAUGUUGAUCCCCAAACUGACAACACUCGUUAAGUUUCUGUGAAAAUCUCCCUGUGAUCUAAUCUGCUGAUACAAUGCAGGCGUCGGCUAGUCACCAGGAGAAUGUCCUCCAGAGCACCACCAACAGUGGAAGUGGCAACUUGUUCGCCGCGAACUCCUUUAACACUGGCGGUGGAUCCAUUACCUUUGUGACAGGCCAUGAGCGGAAGGAACUCGAGGACCGGUGCCUUCGCGGACUAUUUCAAACGAAUCCCCUUGACGACUUGAGGAGCAUUCAGAAGGCCAAAAGCAAGCUCGAAGGGACGUGCGAGUGGCUCCUUCUCCGGGAAGAAUACAAAAACUGGGUGAGCGGCGACGGACCCUGGCUUCUCCAGCUGGAAGGUGCUCCAGGUAUCGGAAAAACUGUGCUAGCAACUUUCCUUGUCAACGAGUUAACCAGGCGGGCUGAAACAACUCCCGACAUGACGUUUGCGUAUUUCUUCUGUGACAACAAACAUGAAGCCCGAAAGACUGCGACAUCGAUUCUCCGGGGGCUGAUUUGGCAACUACUGAGGCGACACGAAGAUCUAUUCGAGCACAUUUUAUUGGAUUUCAAGUCCCAAAAGGAUCGUCUUUUCGAGAACUUUGAAGCCCUCUGGCGAAUCCUAUCAAACAUGUUACGUGAUCCGAAGUCUGGCCAUGUGUUCCUCCUCAUUGACGCCCUCGACGAGUGCGAAGAAAAGUCGCGAGAGGGGCUGAUUGACAGUCUCGAAUUAUUGGCAAACGAGGCGUCCGACGACUGCAAGGUUCUCAUAAUAUCCCGACCUGGGCAUGACAAGAGAAACAAAUUGGACGAGAUUUCGACAUGCAUCCGCGUGGACACUGGGAAAAUCAAUCAAGAUCUUUCCAACUUCAUUUCAUCCAGAGUUGAGGAUAUCUCUCGGCGGAAAAAUUGGCUUCCUACUUUAAAAGAAGACGUCCAAAUGGUUCUUAAUGAAAAAGCUCAGGGAACGUUUCUUUGGGUUUCCCUCGUCGUUAAAGAUCUUGAACGAACAAAGAAGCACGAGGUCCGACAAAAGCUGGAAGCGCUCCCCACCGGCCUCAACGAAAUGUACGACAGAAUCUUGUCCGGGAUUGGGUCCAAGCAAGCUCAGGAUGCCCUGUUCGUGUUACAGUGCAUUAUAGCCGCAAGACGCCCUCUGACCACAAGCGAACUUGCUACGGCCUUUAUAUUGGGAGCCCGCGAAUCAAAAGCAAACGAACUGCCUUCAGAAGACAAGGUGGACGAGUUCCGCGAAAUUCACACCAUUUGUGGGGAUAUCGUCUAUCUCGAUGUAGAUAAUAAGACUGUCAAUCUCAUUCACCAAUCAGCAAAGGACUAUCUUCUGACAGACAAAAGCAAACCAAGGGAAACACAAAGGCAAUAUGCGGUCGUUCAUGACUCUGCCAAUUGCCUCCUAUUUCGGGUUUGCUGGGCAUACCUAAGCAUGAAAGAAUUUGAUCACGGAAACGAGAUUAUUGGUCGAGAUUCAGAUAAUGAACUUUAUCCACAAUUCUUUGCGAAAGAUAUGAAAAAAAAAUACAGUUUUCUUCAAUACGCCUCCGAGGAAUGGACAGAGCAUGCUGUGGCAGCUUACCCGGCUAUAGUCGAGAAUCUUGUGGGAUUCGACUGGUCCGUUUUGGAUGACACGCCAAACUUACGCGAUGCCUGGUUAAUCGAAGCCUCAGAAAUGGGACAAAUCGAAGUAGUAGAACAACUACUUAACAAGGGCGCUGAUCUUGAGUCUAAAGAUGUGAGUGGCUGCACGCCGCUGUCGCUGGCCGCAGAUCAGGGAAAUCAGGUGGUAGUACAGCUACUCCUCGAGAAGAGCGCUGAUCUUGAGGUUAAAGAACACAGUCGCAAUCAAACACCGCUAGCGCUGGCCGUAGAGAACGGACACCAGGCGGUAGUGCAGCUACUUCUCGAGAAGGGUGCUGAGCUCGAGGCUAAGGAUAAUAUGGGGCGGACGGCGCUAUGGUUAGCCGUACAGAAAGGACACCAGAAAGAAACGGGGCUGUACGGCGUUAUCGUGGGCCGCACAGAAUGGACAUAUGGAGGUAGUAAAGCUACUCCUCGGGAAAGGUGCUGGGCUCGAGAUUAA
Molecule: messenger RNA, 2195 nt
Organism: Cladophialophora immunda
Lineage: Eukaryota; Fungi; Ascomycota; Eurotiomycetes; Chaetothyriales; Herpotrichiellaceae
Exons: 3
Coding region: 150-2195 (681 amino acids)
Molecular function (GO): protein binding
Source: RefSeq, a predicted model, not a curated record